Molecule: messenger RNA, 2457 nt
Organism: Cordyceps militaris CM01
Lineage: Eukaryota; Fungi; Ascomycota; Sordariomycetes; Hypocreales; Cordycipitaceae
Product: fungal specific transcription factor
Exons: 5
Coding region: 1-2457 (818 amino acids)
Biological process (GO): regulation of DNA-templated transcription; DNA-templated transcription
Cellular component (GO): nucleus
Molecular function (GO): DNA-binding transcription factor activity, RNA polymerase II-specific; zinc ion binding; DNA binding
Source: RefSeq, a predicted model, not a curated record
AUGUCCCCUGAGCUGCUGAAAAACCGCGACCCGGUCCUUGGCGGGUCUAAGCACGGGAGGCGGGAUUAUCUCAUUUGCAAGACGAUGUCGACAGACACAGAAAAAGAAAGGGCGGCUAGGCGGCGCAGGGACAAGGCGCAGCUGUCGUGCAACCUCUGCCGCAAACGAAAGCAACCUUGCUGGAACUGCUCGUCCCGCGGCCUGGCCUCAUCAUGCGCAUUCCCCGAGAACAGCGACGUAACGCCCGCGCCUGCAGAUGCCGUCGCCGCCGCCGCCAAGGCCACCAGCUUCCAGGAACGCAUCAAUCACCUCGAGGGUCUCGUCGUGCAGCUCCUCCAACAAGACAGCAACCGCCCCGAUUCAACGAGCCCUCCGCAGCUAUGCGCGAAAUGCACUGCGCCGCUAGGCCAAGCCGGCCGCGCUGAGCCGCAUCGCCCUCCCGCCACCGCUGAGACCCCAGUGACGGUCGCGUCGCCGGUGCGCGCAUCCUCGCACCCGCUCGACGUCGGCAAGCUGCAGAUUGACAGCGUCAAGAGCGCCUACGUCAGCAGCCCGCACUGGAGCGCCGUCCUCAACGGGCUGUCGGCCCUCAAGAGUUUCUGUCCCGCGGCCGACAACGAUGGCUUUGACGACGACAACGACGAUGACGCCGACGACAACUUCUUCCCUGGAGACCAGAGCGAUAACCAGUACUACAAGAGAGACCUGGAUAGCUACGAAUCGCCCACGCAGGUGCCGGGUGCGCCGCCGGGCAAGAGGCGCUUCCAGUUGUUGUUUGGUGGGCACAGGCCGCAGUCGCUCCAAGACAUUUUGCAGGCUUUACCGUCUCGAGACGUUGUAGACCGCCUGGUUCUGCUGUACUUUAACAACAUGAUGCUGCCAUAUGCUAACGUGGCCUCUGCUCUAGUGGCCGUCAUUCACUCGGGGAACUUCCUGACCCAGUAUGAGAAAUUCUGGACAUCUCCAUACGAAACGCCAAUACUCUGGAUCGCUAUGCUCUUCGGUAUCAUGAGUGUCGCCAGCCAAACUGAAGCAGCAUGGGCUUUGUACGCAUAUGGUCCUCCCACAACUGCCAGCCGCAGUCCACCAACGACAUUGCAGCCAUCGCAACCGCUGUCGUCCCCCUUUCCACUACAGACGCCCCCAUACGUCGACCAAGUCGUCGCAUGCCUCAUCCUCGGCGAGUACACCAAGGGCGGCGCGUACGCCAUUGAAGCCCUCUUACACUACCAGUUCAUUGAGGCGACCAGCUCCGCCGACGGACAUGCCGAUGCCUGGCUUCUCUCGGGCAUCGUGACACGCCUCGCCUACCGCAUGGGCUACCACCGCGACCCCUCGCACUUCCCGUCCAUCAGCGCCUUCCAAGGGGAGACGCGCCGCCGCCUGUGGAUCACCGUGCACGCCAUGGACACCAUGAUGUCGGCGCAGAUGGGACUGCCGCGACUCAUCAAGGCCGGCUCGUCCGAUGUGCGCCUCCCACGGAACUUGCACGAUGCCGACUUUGAGCCCAACUGCGCGACACUGCCUCCCGAACGGCCCUGGACCGACCUCACUCCAACGCUGCAUCUCAUUGCCAAGCACCGCCUGUUUACCGUCAUCGGUGUCAUUACCGACAUGAACAUGAGUGUCGGCCCCGAGUGUCCCGCGCCGACCAUUGCACGCGAAAAGGAGCUGACGAAGCUCAUUCAGGAUACGUACGACCAGCUGCCGGACAAGUGCAAGUUCCACAGCAUGUUGGGCUGCAUCGCCGACAAAGCUGCAGACAUCAUCCACCGCAUUGGCGCCAGCGCUCUUUUGCAAAAGGGCCUGAUUGCCAUUCACUGGCAUCGCAUGAUGGCGAGCGACGCUCUGGAGGAAGCCGAGCAGCUGCGCGAUGCCAGCGAUGCGGAUAGGGCGCACAUCCAACAAUCAUACAUCACGUGCAUCCACGCGGCGCUCAAAGUACUCGGCUUCCACUCCAUCGUGGAAACCGAGUCGCGGCCCGGCGGUGGGCUGUUCCCCCAGCGCAUCCAGGCGUCGUCCGUUAUCAAGCACGAGUUCCUCAUGAGCACCGUCCUUUUGUGCCGGCACCUGUAUCGUGUCGCCGCGGGACCCUUUGGCUCGCCGCUGCUCGAGGCAGCCCUGGAGAGCAGCAGCAGCAGCAGAGGUGGUGCCAGAAGCGGCGGCGACGAGGCCGGCAGCGCCGCCGCCCUUCCCGAGCCGCAGACUGUCGAGGCAGCGCUGCGACGCUCGCACAGCAUCUGGCAGAGGGGAGGCGCUGUAUCGUCCGAGGCGCGACGCAUCUCGUCCAUCCUCGAUGCGCUCUUUCGGAAGCUCGCUGCCGAAUCUCCCCUGUCUGGUGAGCCAGUCGUGACGUCGGCCUCGCCCUUUGACGGCAUCGACCCGGGGCUUGCCCUGCUUGACGAGUUUGGACUUUUGCAUCACCUGCAGGAUAUGAAUAACUGCUUCGACAUGUAA